Laccaria bicolor S238N-H82 is the source of this 1475-nucleotide messenger RNA. RefSeq lists its product as uncharacterized. The coding region runs from base 1 to 1353 and encodes 450 amino acids. The record is from RefSeq and is a predicted model, not a curated record. Lineage: Eukaryota; Fungi; Basidiomycota; Agaricomycetes; Agaricales; Hydnangiaceae. The transcript is spliced from 2 exons.
AUGUCUUCAAAUUGGGGUUACAAACAAGAAUACGCUCCCGCUAUCUCUAUGGACGGGUUUACAUGCACAGGCAACAGAUUUUACGUGGUUGUCGAUGGAAACCAGCACGAACGCGAGGGCGCUCAACAAUUGUACAACCUCCUCACAUACACACCGCCGCCACCAACGCUGACCAAGAAAGGCACGGUAGCGAAGAGACAGCCAGUUCCGCACAAGGAUCACGCGGCUCACUUCUAUUGUGCGCAACUCAUCCAUUAUGGACUGAAGCCCUUGAAAACGAGGGAACCCGCAAAAAAGAGGCUUCUGGCGGCAUUUGGGGCAGGACAAACGUUGUCGGUUCCGGCGAGUAUCUUGCAACUUGAAAUUUCCAUGAAAGAAGAGUGGAAGAAGGCGAAUAAGGUGGCGGAGAAGAAGUACCAGGAAGAGGCGGUGGAGAGAGACCGUAGAGAAAGGGAGGAGAGACAACAAAGAGACAUUCGGGAGAAGGAGCGGAGGGAGGAGCAGGAAGAAGAGCAAAAAACCAUGAUGAAAGAAUUUUUUGGUGUUUUCGAUGCCUAUGCACUUGAUGAUUCCGACGAGGACGAACCGGAGGCCCCAAGGCUAAGCAAGGCACAGAUGCCCAAGGAAAUAGCUUCCCUCUCCAAUGAUCAGAUGCGCAAACUCCUCUUCAAACUACUCGCUGAUGUUCCUGAGGUCGAGGAUGUUAUGAAGAACGAGAUUGAGAAAGCUCAAGCUCAGGGGCGAAAAUCGAAGACAAAACCUAAGGCCGGCCCAUCGAAGAAUCAAAAGGCCCUCUCAGUCGCCCAGUGGAAAGGAUCAUAUACCGUCUAUGCCCCAAAGCUUGCGGAUAACUGGGACGACGCCGAGGGACCGCUUGAACUGGAGGUCUAUCCAUCUGCAAAAUCAUCUCACCUUUGGGCCGCGUUCAAUUUUGGCAUAAUUUCUGGUGUCAUACGUUCAUCUGAUGCUCCCCCAAAGACCAUAGGAGACAAGAUCCAUUUUGAUUGGAGAGGUAGGGAGAGUGGAGAGGGAGAGAUGACCUUUGGGGAUCGCAAUAAGGGUGCCAUCACUUUUCUUGGGGAUGGAAAAAUACAUGCUCGCAUGACGGGCGAUCUCUGCAGCAAAUUUGAAUUCUUUGGAAAGCAAUGCGCCGUGAAGGAAAAUAUCGGAGACCCUGUUGAGAAGGUAUCGGAAUGGAAACAGGAGUGGAGGGGGAUAAACUGGUCCUCGUACAACGCUGCCAGCCAGGCAAGAUGGGGUAAAUGGGGAGGGGAUUGGAAGAUUGACGGUCCGGCGUAUUCGGACACGUCAGAAGAGCGUCCUGGUUCCGACGACGAUGAAGACACAUCUUGACCUCGGUCGUCUGGAAUCGGAUACAAAGGAAACAAGUCUAAAGAAGGGACGAGGAAACUAGUGCAUUCGCAUAAAACAAGGAAAUAAACCUUUAGAAUAACCUUCAAUCCAACAUUCACCAC